CUACCGACCGCUUUGCUGAACAGUCCUCCUCUUCUUCUUCCUCCUUCUCUCUUCUGUGUCCCUGGGAAGGGUGCUUGUUAUCGUCCUGCUGGAUUCAAUAUCUUCUUACUAAUAAUAAUAUCUCCUUUCUUGCCACCUGCCUGUCGCCCACUUUGCUUUUGUUCUAUAUCUUUGAGUGUCAGGACACCAAAGUAUUCGACCGGUCUCUUUUCUCUUUCUCUUUUGGGACUACUCGAUUUCUUCUCUUCUCCUUUCCCUCCCACAGCUGGUCUACCCUCAGACUAUCCCUCUGUUUUUCGACGUUCUAUUCGCUGAAUUCCACUUUAAAAUCUAUCUAAUCCGCCAUGGCAACCACCGCAACCGUAGACGUCCCCGAAAAGGCCCACGAUGACUCGUCCAAGCUAAAAACUUUCCUAUCUAUUCUUCGGAAGUUCGUAGGGGUGACCGAUAUUGCGUCCGUUCGGUUUUCAUUGCCUGCACAUCUUCUCGAGCCAACACCGAACUUGGAAUACUGGAACUACCUGGACAGACCGGAGACCUUUGCCAGUAUUGGAAUCUCAGAUGAUCCGCUGGGACGGACGCUGGAAGUUUUGAGAUUCUGGUUCACAAAAGAUCUGAAAUAUAUCAAAAGCAAGCCCUGCAAACCAUAUAACUCCACGCUCGGCGAAUUCUUCAGGUGUACCUGGGAUGUUAGUUCCACCCUUCCGGAAGUAACCCUUUCUUCCAACGGAACGGUGAAUGGCGUUUCGACCGUGAAGGAUGGCAACGGCAAAGCAGCAAAGGUAUGCUAUUUGACCGAGCAAACUUCUCAUCAUCCGCCAGUAUCUGCCUUUUUCAUCGAUUGCCCUGAGACUGGAGUUUCCGCUCGCGGAUUCGAUCAAAUUAGUGCCAAAUUUACCGGCACAAGCAUCCGUGUUGCUCCUGGCCAGCAUAACCUAGGAAUUUUCGUGACUCUUGCGAAAAGAGAUAAUGAGGAGUACCAGCUAACCCAUCCUGCUGCCCAUCUUGGUGGUCUUUUGCGGGGAGCGCUUGCUAUCAGUGUUUCGGAUUCAUGCUACAUCACCUGUCCCAGAACUGGGAUAAAAGUGAUUCUGCAGUACCUGGAGGAGGGCUGGAUUGGUCGAGCUCAGAAUAGACUCGAAGGCGUGAUUUUCCGAUACGAUCCCGAGAAGGAUACAACUAGUCGGAUAAAGGACGUCCCAGAGAGCAACGUCUUAGCCAAAAUCAGCGGAUCAUGGCACGGUCAGAUAUUCUUCACCUUACCUGGAACUAGUGAACCUCAGCUCUUGAUCGAUAUUGGUCCUCUUUUCCCUGCUGUGAAGACCCUCCCCCCAGAUGAAAAGCAAUUGUCCAACGAGUCUCGCAAGUUCUGGGGCGGUGUUACCAACGCGAUUAUCGAGAAGAAGUACAACCAAGCCACCAAGCUCAAACAGGAGAUUGAGGAACGGCAGCGACAAAGGGCUGCAGAACGACAUGCAAACAAUGAAGAGUGGCAGCCCCGUUUUUUCACAGGUGCCGUCACGCCUCUGGGUAAGCCCGCAUUGAGUGAGGAGGGGACUAAGGCCCUCGAGGGCCUCCGCACUGGAAACUAUGACCUGAAAGAGAGUGAGAAACAAGGCGCCUAGAGAGAUAUAUCUAUACAUAUAUACAAACUUUUACACAUGUGUUCCUCUUGUACAUGGGCUUGAUUUCUGGCGCUUGUGGCAAUUCUUUUUGUGACGUGUUAGCGAAGAUGUUACACUAUUCUCUUGGACCCUUGCCCUCUUGAGGUUCGUUUUCGUCCUGCCUUUACAUCUUUGAAACCCCCCCCCCGAUACACUCCAGAUAUUUGCAGUUGUUAUUUCUUUUGUUGUGUUGAACCUAUUGCCGUUUAAUAUAUUUAGACUUCUUCUUCUUCUUUCUGGAAAUGAGUGGCAGGCCCUCCUGGUUUCUAAUUGGAGUGGGUGUGAUAUUGUGCUUGGGUUAAUUUUAUCUAUUGGGCCUUAGUGGUAGUGGUGGUUAUGGUUGAUGAUGAUGGUGAUAAUGAUUUCUUUUCAUUUACCAUGCUAGAUGGUACAUAUGGGACUGAUCCAUGAAAUGAC
Messenger RNA from Aspergillus ochraceoroseus IBT 24754, 2081 nucleotides. Its product is annotated as putative oxysterol binding protein (Orp8). Gene Ontology annotation, cellular component: intracellular membrane-bounded organelle; membrane; cytosol. The transcript has 6 exons. Gene Ontology annotation, molecular function: sterol binding. Gene Ontology annotation, biological process: endocytosis; maintenance of cell polarity; piecemeal microautophagy of the nucleus. The record is from RefSeq and is a predicted model, not a curated record. NCBI's taxonomy places the organism in Eukaryota, Fungi, Ascomycota, Eurotiomycetes, Eurotiales, Aspergillaceae. Bases 345 to 1625 code for a protein of 426 amino acids.